UGACGGCGGGAUGGGGAAGGAGCAGGAGCUACUGGAGGCCGCCCGCAUCGGGAACCGGGCGGCGGUGGAAAGACUGUUAGGAGGAAAGCGUUUGAGUGGCGCCGGACCAGGUGGAAGUGCUAGUGGAGGUGUUGGAGGAACCGGUGGACCUACUGCCAGCCACCCACUGAGCAAUCUGCUAAGCAUCUGGAGAGGUCCCAAUGUGAAUUGUAUAGACAACUCAGGAUAUACUCCUUUGCACCAUGCUUCUCUCAAUGGACACAAGGAUGUUGUUGAGGCUCUUUUGAGGAAUGAGGCAGUAACAAAUAUUGCAGACAGUAAGGGUUGCUUCCCUCUGCAUCUUGCGGCUUGGAAAGGAGAUGCUCAGAUUGUUCGGCUUCUUAUCCACCAUGGGCCAUCACAUGCAAAGGUUAAUGAGCAGAAUUUUCAAGAGAUGAAAAAAUACGGCCCCUUCCAUCCUUAUGUGAAUGCUAAGAAUAAUGAUAACGAGACUGCCCUGCAUUGUGCUGCACAGUAUGGCCACACGGAAGUUGUACGUGUUCUCCUGGAAGAGUUGACAGAUCCUACAAUGCGCAACCACAAGAUGGAGACACCACUGGAUUUGGCCGCACUCUAUGGGCGCUUGGAAGUUGUUAAACUGCUCCUUAACGCUCACCCAAAUCUUCUGAGCUGCCACACUCGCAAGCAUACGCCACUGCAUCUAGCAGCACGCAACGGCCAUAGAGCUGUUGUCAGGGUGUUGUUGGAUUCUGGCAUGGAUAUCAACUACCAGACAGAGAAAGGCAGUGCGUUGCACGAAGCAGCUUUAUAUGGAAAAACAGAUGUGGUACAGAUACUGCUGGAUGCAGGAAUAGAUGUAAGCAUCGCAGAUAACAAAGGAAUGACUGCGCUGGAUAUUGUACAGGAGGUGCCUUCACAGAAGAGCCAACAGAUAAUUGCCCUUAUUCAGGAGCACAGCACAGGCAAAUCAGCCAAAGACACAGAGCAGGAUCCCUUAUCGUUACCUAAUGCAACCAUCAGCACUGAUACGCAUGGAGGGACUAUACAAAGGACACUACUUGAUUUGCAUUUAGAUCUGAAUAUAAUUUCACAGUCUGAAUCUCCAUAUGAAGCACUUUGCAAUGCGUCCUCUUGCCACUCUCUAGACAGCAUAUGUAGUGGACGCUCCUCUGAUAGAGACUCUCUUACCCAUGACACCACAAGGACCCGGAGGAAGGAGCGCCCUCCUCCACCUGCAAAGCCCCCACCUGAAGAUGAUGAUGAAUUUGAAAGGAGGCGGUGUGUAAGCACUGUCCGUGAGGAGGAGAACCCCUAUGAGCUAUUAGUCACUGCGGAGACCAAGAAACCUAGUUCCAGAGGGCAACCUCACCCACAAAGUGAUGCCGGAAACUCUCAGCCUCAGGUCAGACCACGCCGUGCUGCACUCCCAAAUGAAACACCACGCCCACCAACUCGCCAUGGUUCCUCUGAUUUGUCCAGUGGCCACUCGGAAGGAGAAUCUCAUGGCUCUGAAAGACCAAAUAGUGGACAGCGUAGAAGCAGCUCUGGAGGUUGGAGCUUGGCUUCAGCAGAUAGCACAGACUCCCACAUGCUUGAGCACUUCUCUGGGCUCUUACACGGUUCCUCUCCAGUGUGCGAAGUCAGAGAUCCCCCCUGUGAUUCUUCGGGAAUGAACGCUAGUAGAAACAGUGCAGAAGCACGCAUGGAGCUUCCCCUACGUCGUAGUCUAUCUAAAUCUGAUUCCGACUUGCUGACAUGCUCUCCUCCAGCUGGUGAGGGUGAAGAUUUGAAUCGCAGUGAAUCUCUCACCAACUGUGUGGCUGGGGGGAGCAAAAAGAGGUUGGAGAAAUCUCCUUCCUUCACCUCCGAGUGGGAUGAGCGUCUGUUGCUGGUCCCUGCAUUAUUCCCAAAACACAACAUUGAUAAAAUAAUGAGCUCCAUUGGCCAGGGCAUUGAGUUCUCCCAGGAGCAGCAGGUCAUGGCAGGGUGCCCUAUUCCAGAGCAGAGCAUAGCACAGUGGUUAGAGUCUCUUGGACUCAUUCAGUAUGAGAGCAAGCUGGUGCUGAAUGGCUUUGAUGAUGUUCGUUUUCUGGCAGAUAACAUGUUGGAGGAUCAGGAUCUGAUUGACAUUGGUAUUACAGAUCCGCUGCAUCGGAACAGACUUCUUCAGGCAUCGCAUUCCCUACCAAAGCCACUUCCUCUCCCAAGUGAUCUCUCUGUGUCAACCUGGCUUCGUGCACUCUCCCUCCAACAAUAUGCUCCUAGCUUUCUUAGCAGUGGGUACACGUCUAUGGAGACUCUGCGAAAUUUGUGGGAACUUGAAAUUGUAAAUGUAUUAAAAGUAAAUUUACUGGGUCACAGGAAGAGGAUUCUGGCAUCCUUAGCAGACAGGCAAUAUGAAGACCCACCUCAGAAACCACCACGUUUUUCGCAGCUCAGGUGUCAAGAUGCAUUGUACAAUACUACGCCCUCUUCCCUUACAUCAACUGAACAGCAUCCUAGUUUGACACUUCAAUCCAGCUUGUUACAGGCUCCAGAGAGCAAAGGAGAGCAUCAGAGAAUUCAGGAGCUCGUUGUGGAGGAGGAAUCCAAAUUAACUUUGAGGCCUCCCAGUGUGGCCACUUCCUAUGCACCUUUGCAGAAUUGGCAUCACCAACCUGAGAAGUUAAUCUUCGAAUCGUGUGGCUAUGAGUCAAGUUAUUUGGGGUCAAUGCAAAUUAACGAUCUUCGAGGAACAGAAUCCACCCAGGAUGCUUGUGCUAAGAUGAGGAAAUCUACAGAGCAUAUGAAGAAGAUUCCACGGAUCACUCUUUCCAUCAGUUACAAGGGAGUAAAAUUCAUUGAUGCGUCGAAUCAGAAUGUCAUUGCAGAACAUGAGAUUCGCAAUAUCUCAUGUGCAGCACAAGAUCCUGAGGAUCUUUGUACAUUUGCAUACAUCACCAAGGAUCUCCAGACGAGCCACCACUACUGCCAUGUGUUCAGCACUGCUGAUGUGAAUCAGGCCUAUGAGAUUAUUCUAACACUUGGCCAAGCUUUUGAAGUUGCUUAUCAGCUAGCCAUACAGGCACAUAAAUCCAGACUACCUGAAGCUGUUGUCUCCCGUCCAUCCAAGCCUGUUCCCAAGCCACGUGGCAGCAUUCGACGCCAGACAACUGAAUCAUCGGAAAGGGAAAAGCCGAUGCCUGCUCAUGGAGGAGUGUCGUGGACCAUGGAACCAAGUAGUAGUCGAAAAGAUACUUGAUCAAGAAUUAAGGAUCUUGUGCUGCAGUCAACAGACCCCUCACCGUUCUCAAACCUUCCCAUCAUGUCCCAAAACUCAGGAGAACAAAGGUCUCUGGCAACUAACAUUGGGCCACGGCAAACAAAGGGAACAGAAUCUCAACCCCCCACACCAAUUGACUGAUUUAUGGGGGGAUGAACUGUAUUUUGAUUUUUGCCUCCCUCUCAUAUUUUGUUGGAAGCUGUUUUUAUAAUUUAGAGAUGUGCGGCAGAAUGGAAGAUCUGUAGUUCAUUCCUUUUCCUAUGAUGCUUUCGUUCUUGAGAUCUGCAUUUGAGCGGUUUACUCACUAUUCAAUAUUUUUCUGAACUGCAAAUGCUCUUCCCCUUACAUUUAAUGUAGCACUUUUUAGGAUGGUGGUAGCAGUUUGGGACAAUACAAAUAUAUGUGGUAUUACCGCAACACAUUUGUAUUUGUUUAUCGCAAAGUGUUACAGAGUUCCACUGAUCAUGUACAGUGUAAGCCUGUAUUUUCUAUUGUUUUUAUGUGAUGUGGGCAUGUCCAAAUGGUGCUCUGCAAGCCAGAUGGGGCUCAGAACCUUUUAUACAAAUUGCAGUUAUGGCUUCACCUUAUGUAUCUUUGAUAUAUUGGGGGGCGAAUACCAACAACUCGCAUGUGAAUCUGAAAUGCAAACUGUCUGCCUAGUUCAAAGCUUUAACACUGUGAUAAGAAAACAAGAAGUAGGAAUUCAAUUGGUAACGUUAAAAAUCUGCAAGAGCCCUUAACCUGAAAAGAUUAUGUACUUAUUUGCUUGGUCUGAGGUUCGACCUUUUAUUUCAUUUGAGUAAAAACAAUUUUUAAAAAUGCUAUAAAAAAAUCCAAACAAAGAAAAUGUUAGCAUUCCGUGUAGUCCCUGAGGCAUUGUAGAUCUUACUGACCAUAUAGUCAUUUACUUUACUCAGGCUAACAUUGCCAAACAUUUUUAGGAAGCUGCUUUUGAAUGCCUUUCUUACAUCUCAUAUGUCAAGCAUUGUGUUUAAUUUAUAAUAGAUGAGAACAGUAUCACGUCACUGGACACUAUGAACCGUACGUUGUGAUAUGCCUAGUGUCCAUAUAAAUGCAAAUUCACCCUCCGUUAAUGUUCUCAUAAACCCGUUUAUCUGGGGAGGAAUGCUAAUGCCUACUUCAGCUGCA
Messenger RNA from Spea bombifrons (plains spadefoot toad), 4411 nucleotides. RefSeq names its product ankyrin repeat and sterile alpha motif domain containing 1A (gene ANKS1A). The record is from RefSeq and is a predicted model, not a curated record. Gene Ontology annotation, molecular function: protein binding. The transcript is spliced from 28 exons. The coding region runs from base 11 to 3241 and encodes 1076 amino acids. Gene Ontology annotation, cellular component: cytosol. Lineage: Eukaryota; Metazoa; Chordata; Amphibia; Anura; Pelobatidae.